AUGAAUUUGCUCUUCUAUGAAGAACCGUUAAACAUAAUAAAAUUAGAAAAUUUUCAAGAAGAAAUAGGCAUUAUUAAAAGUAUCUUGGAGAAAAAAAAUGAUUCAAUUAAUUCUUGUAAAAGGUAUGUCUGUGAAUGCUAUAAAAUUUAUAUGGAAAUGAAUGAGAGACAUUGUCUCAAUGAAGAUUUAACUAAUAGUAAGGUAAAAAGUACUUGUGAUAAAUUGAUUGAAUUUGUGUUAUCAUACAUGGCAGAUCUUUUUGGCAAAGACGGAGUAAAAUAUAAUAUACCAUCAUUUCCGUCUAGUAAUAUUCAAUAUGUUAACAAAUGUGAAUUAACCUUAAACAGCGAAGUGCCAAUUUCCACUUACCAGGAGAGUUCCGUUAAUCCUAAAAAAAGUAUUGUAACAGGUACUCUUGGUACAAUGGCUGGAGUAUCUUCCGUAAUGGCGUUAUUAUAUAAGGUUAUCACAAAUUUUUAUUUAAAUAUGUGA
Plasmodium cynomolgi strain B is the source of this 492-nucleotide messenger RNA. RefSeq lists its product as hypothetical. Bases 1 to 492 code for a protein of 163 amino acids. The record is from RefSeq and is a predicted model, not a curated record. Lineage: Eukaryota; Apicomplexa; Aconoidasida; Haemosporida; Plasmodiidae. The transcript is spliced from 2 exons.